UACCCUCGAAACACCGAAUCCCUCCCCGCUCCCCCUAGCUCAUAGGGGUUUUUCUCCUGAGCUGCAAUCUUCAAUUCUUCACUCAUUCGCACAGCUAAAACCUCCGGCGGGACUCGAAAGCCAAAAGCUUCAAAAGACCGGUAUCGCCCUCAUCAAAUUGCUUAAUCUCCGGUAAGUCCUCCACCACCUCUUCUCACUCUUCGAAGAUUACACAACUCAAUGAAGUGCUUCUGCUCGAUUCAUUCCGUUUCCCCCAAUUUAGUCCCUCCAGUUUAAUGGGCAUCCUUCAAUUUUUGAAUACAAAGCAUCUAAAUUUAUUUUUGCUUUCAAUUCCUGCUGUAUCGUUGGGUUUAUCGGAUUUGAUAAGUGCUGCAAAGUUGCAGAGAUAAUGGGUACCAGUCAUGAACUGUAUAUAUCUGUUUGGUCCAAGGGUUAUUCGAAAAAUUUCGUGUUAUGUUGUCGUAGUACGAAAGUUAAGUGACGGGUGCUUUCGCGGCGAUAAGGGGGAUAAUGGGUAUGAGUUUGUGGAGGAAACCUUGAAGACAAUGUGGAAAAGUUCGGAAUUUGAUUCGGUUUUGGAUGAGAAACAUGGUGUUUGUGAAUCUGAGAACCGUCCCCGGGAACAUUUCUCGCUGCGACGGAGCUUUUUCAAGAAUGCGAAGAUUGAUACCGCGAGGGUUCUUAAAGUUCUUAGAGAAGAUGGACCUGGUUUUGAUACUAAAGCAGCUUUGGGUGAGUUGCGUAUAGAGGUUUCAGGGCUUCUUGUGAGGGAAGUUCUGUUUGAGAUUUUGAAACAGAUAGAUUAUGGGAGUAAAAUGCGGUGUGCGAAGUUGGGGUAUAAGUUUUUUGUGUGGUCUGGUCAGCUUGAAAAUUACAAGCACACAGCAAACACAUAUCAUUUAAUGAUGAAGAUAUUUGCUGAUUGUGAAGAGUUUAAAGCAAUGUGGAGGUUAGUUGAUGAGAUGAUCGAGAAAGGGUAUCCGACUACAGCACAGACGUUCAACAUUUUGAUACGCACUUGUGAGGCAGGCUUGGCUAGGAAAGUAGUGGAAAGGUUCAUCAAAUCGAAGACGUUUAACUAUAGGCCAUUUAAACACUCGUACAACGCAAUUUUGCAUUCCCUUCUUGUGGUGAAGCAGUACAAGUUGAUUGAGUGGGCCUAUCAACAGAUGUUGGCGGAGGGUCACUCAGCAGAUAUUCUAACUUAUAACGUGAUGAUGUGUGCAAAAUAUAGAUUGGGGAAGUUGGAUCAGUUUCACAGACUGCUUGACGAAAUGGGUAGGAGUGGAUUCACUCCAGAUUUUCAUACUUACAAUAUUCUUCUUCAUGUACUUGGUAAGGGAGACAAACCGCUUGCAGCUCUUAAUCUUUUGAAUCACAUGAAGGAAGAGGGUUUCAAACCAAGUGUUCUUCACUUCACAACGUUGAUAGAUGGACUGAGCAGGGCUGGAAAUAUGGAUGCCUGCAAAUAUUUUUUUGAUGAGAUGACAAAGCACGAGUGCACGCCGGAUGUUGUUUGUUACACUGUAAUGAUCACCGGGUAUAUUGUGGCUGGGGAGCUUGAGAAGGCCCAAGUUGUGUUUGAUGAGAUGAUCCCUAAUGGGCAGCUUCCGAAUGUAUUUACAUACAAUGCCAUGAUUCGUGGACUUUGUAUGGCAAGAAAGUUUGAGGAAGCGUGCUCCGUGCUCAAGGUUAUGGAAUCCAGAGGCUGUAACCCGAAUUUCACUGUGUACAGCACCCUAGUAAGUUAUUUGCGAAAUGCUGGAAAGCUUGCUGAAGCUCAUGAAGUAAUAACACGCAUGAUGGAGAAAGGGCAGUAUACCCAUCUACUUUCAAAGUUCAAGGGAUAUAGGAGAUGUUAAAGUGGUAAAAAUUCUUUGAUUUGCAAUAUUUACUUGCAAUCUCAUAAGAAUAAAUUUAAUGAUUCAGCUCAGUUAACAAUAUGUAGCUCCAAAGUAUCUCAGUUAUGUGUACCCACACCUUGUAUCAGUUGUCUCUUGAGGAGAAAAGUAAAGCAUUCCUUAAUUAUCUUUUUAUCUUAUUUUUCUAGUGCGAAAUGAUCCAUAUAUACAAACAGCAGUUUUUAAG
Messenger RNA from Malus domestica (apple), 2088 nucleotides. Its product is annotated as pentatricopeptide repeat-containing protein At1g55630-like. Gene Ontology annotation, molecular function: protein binding; mRNA binding. Lineage: Eukaryota; Viridiplantae; Streptophyta; Magnoliopsida; Rosales; Rosaceae. The record is from RefSeq and is a predicted model, not a curated record.